Molecule: messenger RNA, 3676 nt
Organism: Scomber japonicus (chub mackerel)
Lineage: Eukaryota; Metazoa; Chordata; Actinopteri; Scombriformes; Scombridae
Gene: ppardb
Product: peroxisome proliferator-activated receptor delta b
Exons: 8
Coding region: 409-1941 (510 amino acids)
Biological process (GO): negative regulation of transcription by RNA polymerase II; negative regulation of inflammatory response; positive regulation of transcription by RNA polymerase II
Cellular component (GO): nucleus
Molecular function (GO): zinc ion binding; RNA polymerase II cis-regulatory region sequence-specific DNA binding; nuclear receptor activity
Source: RefSeq, a predicted model, not a curated record
GCAAAGCUAGGAACAACAAGGAGACAGUCGGGGAGGGAUUAUCUGUUAACUACGCUUAUCUCCAUGUGAUAUGGUAGCCAACAAAAGUGUCCAAACUGUUUUUUCUUGUGUCUUGAGCUCCUCGGUAUGUCAGCUCGGUUGCUACAUGAAGGCCUGGAUCAGUCUAAGUUUAUGUUAGCAGUCUGACGUUAGCAGCUCCUGCUGGUGACUUCAAACUACUUGUCAGCAUCAGCCCCGCUCGCUCCCGGACCAGACUCGGGACUGCUGCCUUGUUUUCAGCCUGCCUGGGCACUGUUUGGUGGUAGCGUAAAAACAAAAGUCUCCUGGACCAGCAGCACUAUUGGGAGAGUGGAGCUAUGCCGGCAACGUGACAAGAGGGGAGCCGCUGAGUCAGCUUCAACAGGAACCAUGGAAGGGUUUCAGAAAUCUGCUGAAGAGCAACACAACAGGGUAAACGGCUACUGCGAGCCCAAGUCCCCCCAGGACACAGCUGAUGUUAGGUGGACGACGCCAGAGAGAGAGUCCGCAGGUUCAGACAGCUGCGGGGGGAGAAGUGUGUCAGAGCUGACUGACGUGCAAGACUUGAAAGCCAGAGAAAGCGAGAAUGAGGAGGACAAGGAGGACAAGGAGGUAGUGCCUGCUUCUAAAGGCCUGAAAGGGGACCAGAAGAAAAGAGAGAAAGAGAGUCAGGAUCCAGAGGAGAACGAUCACAGCAGACAGAACAGCAGUGCAGCCUCCAGCUACACAGACCUGUCGCAAACCUCGUCUCCUUCGCUGUCGGAGCAGCUACGUCUUGGCCGAGAAGAAAGCACAGGGGCUGGGAUCAGUGUGGAGUGUAAGGUCUGUGGGGACAAGGCUUCAGGCUUCCACUAUGGCGUGCAUGCGUGCGAGGGUUGCAAGGGCUUUUUUCGGCGAACUGUGCGGAUGAAACUGGAAUAUGAGCGCUGUGAGCGUUCCUGCAAGAUUCAGAAGAAGAAUCGUAACAAGUGCCAAUAUUGUCGCUUCCAGAAGUGCCUGUCUUUGGGAAUGUCCCAUGAUGCUAUCCGAUAUGGACGUAUGCCUGAGGCGGAGCGGAAGAAGCUGGUGGCAGGCCUGCUCGCAGAAGAACUGAACCACGGCAAACCGGGUGGCUCAGACCUGAAGACCUUGGCCAAACAAGUCAACACAGCCUACCAGAAAAACCUCAGUAUGACCAAGAAAAGGGCCCGCAGCAUCCUAACGGGCAAAACCAGCAGCACCUCGCCAUUUGUGAUCUACGAUGUAGACACACUCUGGAAGGCAGAAAGUGGUUUGGUAUGGAGCCAGUUACUUCCUGGUGCACCCCUGACCAAGGAGAUUGGGGUCCAUGUGUUCUACCGCUGCCAGUGCACUACGGUGGAGACUGUGCGAGAGCUCACUGAGUUCGCCAAGUGCAUUCCAGGGUUUGUGGACCUCUUCCUUAAUGACCAGGUGACUUUGCUGAAGUAUGGUGUGCAUGAGGCUAUUUUUGCCAUGCUGCCCUCUCUCAUGAACAAAGAUGGACUUUUGGUAGCCAAUGGUAAAGGCUUUGUUACCAGGGAGUUCCUGCGCAGCUUAAGAAAGCCUUUCAGUGAGAUCAUGGAGCCCAAGUUUGAGUUUGCCGUCAAGUUCAAUGCUCUGGAGCUGGAUGACAGUGACCUGGCCCUGUUUGUUGCCGCCAUUAUUCUCUGUGGAGAUCGUCCUGGGCUAAUGAACGUGAAGCAGGUGGAGCAGAGUCAGGACAACAUCCUUCAGGCGUUGGACCUCCACCUCCAAGCAAACCACUCUGACUCUGUCUACCUCUUCCCCAAGCUGCUGCAGAAGAUGGCUGACCUCCGUCAGCUGGUUACUGAGAACGCUCAGCUUGUCCAAAAGAUCAAAAAGACUGAGUCGGAGACCUCGCUCCACCCUCUACUACAGGAGAUCUACAAAGACAUGUAUUAGUAGUCUCCAGCACAGACUGCUUCUAGCAAUACUGUUACAGACUGAAUAUACGUUUAUAAUAAUACACUGCAUUCAGUACAAGCACUGUUCCAUGUACGGGCAUGGAUUUUUAACGUGCAGAUGAGGCAAAGUCACAUCGUAGGGCUAACACAAUCAGCAAAGUCUUCUCAGCGUCAGCAUUACCUUCAGCACAGCAAUGUGUGUCUGUGUGUAUGGGAGUGUGUAUGUGUGCGUGCGUGCAAUGAGCAUCUGGAAUCAUUUGCUGCAAGUCCUAGUUUCCCACAACGGUCACUUAACAGUGAGAAUGAUCUGUUUUCUUACCGAGGCUGCUCCUAUUUCAUCCUAAUAGCAAAGCUGACCCCAGAGCAGCGUCUAGAGAGAGCUUCUCCUCACUUGCCUCGGCUCUGUGUUUUGCUGUAAAGGGAAAGCAUUUCAUGUUCUUACACCAAUGGCAUUGUUCAAACAGAAAAGAGCCAUCAGUUUGUACUGUACAAGAAUUUCUUAAAAUUGCCAAUGUCUUUUGGUAGAGUGAUUGUUCUCUAACUUUUUGGUAAAGCUGAAGAUGCACAAAUUGGUUUUUGUUUACAUCAUUAUCAUCAUCAUCAUCAUCACCAGUGACCUCUAUCUUUGCCAUUUGGUUUAAAGAACACAAACUGGGCUGGCUCCAGCAGUGUAGAGCUCUCUCAAUGCAGCUGUCUGUGCAAUACCAUUUCCAUUUGUCAAUAAAUGUGGAGAUCCAAGUUAUAUAGGUUUUGUCUUAAAGCCAUCUACCUGAUUGGUAACUAAUGGACUAUGCUGCACAGGUUUUGUUUCUGAAGCUGACACUAUAAACACCUGACCCACUGAAGUACAAGGGACAGCAUGUUUUUCCUGUUUUUCCUUCUUCUUUUGACAUGCAAAUGUUCAUGAACUUGCCAUUUUAAAGUUUUUCUUAGUUUACUCUUUGUAAUUAUGUCACUAAUUAUUUGUAAUUGUUGAUCAUAUUUGUAAGGGCAAAACAUGAAUUAUCACCGUGUUUUAUGUAUUAAGUAUAUGUUUUCUUUCUUAUUACAUGCCUGCCUGUUUAGUUUUAAGUUGUACCAAAUAUAUCAUCAAGCCUACCAACAAACUUUUCCUUGAUGAUGAGGAAUUUGGAUUUCAUGCCUUAGCAGGUUUCUACCUAAAACCAACAUACCAUGAUAUCAUUAUUGGGAGAUGAUUAGAAAUCAAUAUCUAGAAUCUGAUAAAAUAAGUCUUUUCUGUACUCACCCUCAAUAUUACCACAGUCUUAUUGUUUUUUGUGUACAUUCUGAUUUGUCUUGUUAGGAGACCCACAACUGUAAUAGCCUUACUAUGGCCUGCUUUCAGAGGUUUCCUGGAAAUCCUCCUCUUGUGCUCUUACUCUGUCUUGAUCCCUAUCUACCUCUAAUGUAUGAUCUGUGACAAUAUUCCACUGUCUCAUCUAAUCUCUUGACUUUUUUUUUUUUUUUGCCUUAAUUCCUGCUAUUGGUACAAAAUUGAUAUCAUUGGCUGAUGUGCAGUGUGCCAAGCAAGUAAAGGGGGUGUGGAUAAAACAUGAAAGUGCACCAAAAAGUUGAUGUAAGCUACCUCUAUGCCUAUGUAAGUGAUGGAUUGACAUAUUUGUUCUCAAAAAAUGUUAUAUGACUUGAAAGAAUUUCGUCCUUUUAGUCAAAUGUAACCAUAUGCAGCUCUAGUUAAGAUACAUCUCGCUUAUAAACUUUUAUUAGAAAUAUUA